This is a messenger RNA of Xenopus tropicalis (tropical clawed frog), 3773 nucleotides long. It is a transcript of the gene slc26a1, whose product is annotated as solute carrier family 26 (anion exchanger), member 1. Gene Ontology annotation, molecular function: secondary active sulfate transmembrane transporter activity. Lineage: Eukaryota; Metazoa; Chordata; Amphibia; Anura; Pipidae. The transcript is spliced from 3 exons. Bases 215 to 2389 code for a protein of 724 amino acids. The record is from RefSeq and is a predicted model, not a curated record. Gene Ontology annotation, cellular component: apical plasma membrane; membrane. Gene Ontology annotation, biological process: transmembrane transport; sulfate transmembrane transport; oxalate transport.
CCUGUAACAAUCAAAAACUUGUGUUGCAAAUCAGUCUCUGAACUUUGAACACAAUCUUUAAAAUUUAUCGUAUAGGUAACAGAGAAAGGUUCCUUGUUUACAUGCAACUUCAACUUCGGCAAGUGCAUUAUCCAGCCAGGAAAAAUGAGGAGUGUGUUUUACUAAGAAAAAAAUUAUCUCGCUAACUGGCAUUUUAAGAAAACUUUAAGUUGCAAUGAAAGAUUCAGUCAACAUGAAAUAUGAAAGUGAACAAAGCAAGAUGGAAGAAUAUUCACAGCAUGCCCAUAUUCAUCUAGAAAGAAAAGUUACUAAUAGAGUUAGCCUUUGUAAGACUGUAAAAGCCAAAGUUAAAAAGCAAUGCACCUGCAAUAGCAAGCAAAUCAAAAAUACAUUCAUUGGUUUUUUCCCAGUGUUACGCUGGCUCCCAAAAUAUGACUUCAAAGAAAAUACAUGGGGUGAUGUGAUGUCAGGCCUUAUAAUUGGUAUCAUAUUGGUGCCCCAAGCUAUAGCCUACUCUCUCCUUGCUGGGCUGAAACCCAUUUACAGCCUGUACACCUCCUUUUUUGCUAAUAUUAUUUAUUUCUUAAUGGGGACCUCUCGUCACGUAUCAGUGGGUAUUUUCAGCUUGAUAAGUUUGAUGGUCGGCCAGGUUGUCGAUCGAGAAGUACAAUUGGCAGGUUUUGACCUAGAUGACGAUGCAGUCCCUCUUAUAAAUAACUUUAACAUGAGUGACAUGAACAUUACAAGAGCCAUAAACAUUAGUCUGGGCCUGGUGGAUAUUGAGUGUGGAAAAGAAUGUUACGCAAUCAGCAUUGCAGCUAUACUGACAUUCACAGCUGGUGUUUAUCAGGUCCUUAUGGGGAUUUUUCGGUUGGGUUUCCUCUCUAUGUAUCUGUCAGAGCCAAUGUUGGAUGGAUUUGCAACUGGAGCUUCCCUGACAAUAUUAACUGCUCAAGUAAAAUACCUUCUGGGAUUAAAAAUACCACGUAGUCCAGGCAUUGGCAUGCUAGUGACAACCUGGUACAACAUAUUUAAAAAUAUUCACCAUGCCAACUAUUGCGACAUUGUAACAAGCGCCAUUUGUAUUGCUGUUCUGGUUGCAGCUAAAGAAAUAGGAGAUCGAUACAAAGAAAAAAUUAAAAUCCCACUUCCAACAGAAUUAGUGGUAAUUGUAGUUGCUACUCUGGUAUCACAUUACUGCAAUUUGAAGGAAAUUUAUGGGUCUUCUGUCUCUGGUGUAAUCCCAACUGGAUUUAUACCUCCACAAGUUCCAGAUUUUAGCCUUUUUAGCAAAAUAGCUGUGGAUGCAAUACCCCUUGCAGUUAUCAGUUUUGCCUUUACUAUCUCUUUGUCAGAAAUGUUCGCAAAAAAAUAUGCAUAUACAGUGGAAGCAAACCAGGAGAUGUUUGCUAUUGGAUUCUGCAAUAUAAUCCCAUCAUUUUUUCACUGUUUUGCCACUAGUGCAGCUCUAGCAAAGACUCUAGUAAAAACCUCCACUGGGUGCAUGACGCAAGUAUCUAGUGUUAUUAGUGCAAUUGUGGUUCUGCUAGUUCUACUUUUCUUUGCCCCUCUGUUUUAUUCACUACAGAAAUGUGUGUUAGCCUGUAUUAUAAUUGUUAGUUUACGUGGAGCUCUAAGGAAAUUCAAGGAUCUGCCAGCCCUGUGGCGCCUAAAUAAAGUAGAUGCAGUGGUAUGGUGUAUAACUUUGGCUGCUGCUGCUCUAGUCAGCACAGAAGUAGGCCUUAUGGUAGGAGUGAUUUUUUCAAUGCUGUGUCUAAUUUUACGCUCUCAGUUACCUUAUACCACCAUGCUUAACCAAAUUCAGGACACUGUGUUUUAUGAAGAUUGCCAAAAAUAUGACAACCUCCUUCCAAUUCCCACAGUAAAGAUAUUCCGCUUUGACUCACCCCUCCAUUACGCAAACAAAGGAUAUUUUUUAAAGUCUCUCUACAAAAUGGCUAAAAUGGAUCCAGGACUUGUAAAUGCACAGCGCAAAAAAAUGGAAAAGAAAGCUAAAAAGCAGGGAAGACGAAAACAAGUUGAUGGAAAACAAGUUGACAGCGCAAACAACAUCGCUGACGGUGAAACUCAAAUAGAGCUUGUAGAGAAGCGCAAUGAUUUGCAAACCAUAAUUCUUGAUUGCUCUUGCAUUGCAUUUUUGGACAUCACUGGCAUUAAUGUAUUAAAGGGUUUGUUAAAAGAUUACAAGGAAGUGCAGGUCAGUGUGCUAUUGGCUUGCUGCAGCACAUCUGUAAUUGACUCUCUUAUAAGGGGAGGUUACUUUGGCAAAGAGAAUUCAGACAUUCACAAACUGCUUUUUUACACUGUCCAUGACGCUGUACAGUUUGCAAGAGCACAAUCAAUUUCUUUUACAGACUCCACUGUAUAAAUGAUGAUCAAAAUAGAGAGGCUUUCAAAAGCAUAAUAAAGUGUACAUAUUGGGGCAGAUUUAUCAAAACAGGAGUUUAGAGUUUAAUACAUGAAAACUCACCCACUUUCUAUUCAUUCCUAUGGGAUUUUAAAAAUCCUAAAAAUCCCAUAGGAAUGAUUAGAAAGUGGGUGAAUUUUUCUGUGGUGAGCUCUAAUCUCACAUCUUGAUAAAUCUGCCCCAUUGUGUUAUCUGGUUACUCCUAAUUGUAGAGGUGAUAACUCCUAUGACUUCAGGACAAAACAUGAGGUUAUAGCUCACCAUGGAAAAAUUCACCCACUUUCAAUUCAUUUCUAUGGGAUUUGUAGUAUUUAUCAAGGAGUUGAUUUGAUAAAUAUGCUUCUAAAAAUCCCAAAGUGAUGAAUUUUGCUGUGGUGAGCUAUAAUCUCACAUUUUAAUAAAUCUGCCCUUAUUGAAAGUGUCCUGACCUGACACAAAAUCUAGUGACUCUACUACUUAAUUACCCUUAUUCACAGCUGGCUAUGAAUAAUGUUGCCUCAUUAAUUUAAGAAAAAGGAAAUUCAUAAACUGCAGCAAUGUUAUCCCAGGGCACUUUAAGACAGACACUCUGCUCAGAUCUGCUCCCACUUCUCUGCCAUGUCACUUGCCCACCCGUGUGCCUGCAGGGGUUCCCUGCUCCCUCCUGGUAUUCUACAUGUUUUUUCCCACAGAAGCCACCAUGUUGUUAUUAAGAUGUAUCUAUAAAUAACUGUAGCACACUUCAGCAAGCAGUAAACUCAAAUGAUAACCUAUACAUAUAUUUUUCCCACCACCCAGAUACUUUUUCAUCCCACCAAAUAGGAAGAUAUUUCUGGGAGAACAGUAUGCAGGGUGGGACAAAGAAUUUUACUGUAGCCUUAUAAUUAUAGUGUGCAUGAAGAACUAUGUGAAAUUGUGCAAACUAAUAAUAAAGCCUUAAACAGAUACUCGUUCCAAUGGAAUUGCACUUAAAACGAUACAUGCCCUGGAACGUGUUUAAUUUGCACAAUGUUUGUGGCAAAAAAAACAUUUAUUAUUGUAUUGUAUGUAACAAUUCUUGGCAUUUUGGAAUAGUGACUUUUCUAGAGAUAAGGCCCAAAAUACAAAAUGCCAUGUUUGUUAAAACUCAUAUAGUUUGAUAUCCGAUCCCCUACUAAACUAUAGCAUUGUUACUUGGCCUAUUUAAUUUUUUUUAUAAACAUUACAUUUUCACAGAGACUUUAACAGAAACACACACUAUUAUUGUUACAAAUUGUAUUUUAUACUACAGAAAUGUAGCUUUUACAGAUAAUGACGUUUAAUAUGGCUUUUCUAAAACUAAACAAGUAUUUUAUUGUUAAAGCAUAAUAAAAAUUAUUAUUCUUUA